UUGGGCUGAGUUGCGGUUGGGGAGCGGAGCCGACCUUCUGCUCGGAAUACGGCCCUGCGUCUGCUCAGUUCGCUCGCCCUGCGCACCUACCGCCGUGGAGAUGUGGCUUCGUCUCGGGGCCACCUGUUUGCUGGGUUUCAGUCUCCUGCUCCUCGUCACCUUUUCAGAUGGACACAUUGGGCUUGGAAAGGGUUUUGGAGAUCAUAUUCAUUGGAGGACACUAGAAGAUGGGAAGAAAGAAGCAGCUGCCAGUGGAUUGCCCCUGAUGGUGAUUAUCCAUAAGUCUUGGUGUGGAGCUUGCAAAGCUUUAAAACCCAAAUUUGCAGAAUCUAAAGAAAUUUCAGAACUUUCUCAUAAUUUUGUUAUGGUAAAUCUGGAGGAUGAAGAGGAACCCAAGGAUGAAGAUUUUAGCCCUGAUGGGGGUUAUAUUCCACGAAUCCUUUUCUUGGAUCCCAGUGGCAAGGUGCAUCCUGAAAUCAUCAAUGAGAGUGGAAACCCCAGCUACAAGUAUUUCUACGUCAGUGCCGAGCAAGUUGUUCAGGGGAUGAAGGAAGCUCAGGAAAGACUGACCGGUGAUGCCUUCAGAGAGAAACAUCUUGGAGAUGAGUUGUAACAUGACCAUAUCCCUUUUUUCAUCAAAGUUGGUGUUCUGGAAGGAAAGCAUCAGGAGAGGGAAUACUGAGGAUUCACCCAGAACAAUUAAACUGACCAGGAAACCUUACUUCUACCUAUGCUGGAAGGAACUCUCUCUGUGGAGGAGGUCUGCUAAGAAAGCUAGUCUGUGUAUUUGUAGACCUAGCAGAGUGGGGUAGAUUUCCUUCUGAUCCCUGUCACCUAAAUAUCCAUUUGUCUUUGAAUGUAAAGAAUGAAACCUUUUGAUACAAAACUUGAGCCACUUGAAGAUUUACUCCUCACACUUCAGUAUUUGAGUCCUUACCCAUUUCCUCCCCCUUUUCUCACCUUGGUGGUAAAAGGAGACUGAUGGCAUCUUUUCUACAGUGUUAAAAUUGCGGGAAUACCUUAUCAAUUUUUAAGAAAACAGCAAAUCCUAAGUGUAAAUCAGUAAUUCUACCCACUAUCAAGGAAACCAGCUUAUUUUUUCUUUUGGGGAUAAUCUUGGGCUUCUUCCUCAAUCCCUGUGACUGCCUUCCUCUUAUCCUACUCUGGCUUUCCUGUUUGCACGCAUGUAUGUGCAGGAAAUGGCUGUGUGCUUGGACUCAGCACCAACUGGAAGCAUGCUUUCCCUUGUAACUGUUGGAGAGACUGAAGACUUCAGGUCCUCUGUGGAGCCAUUUUUGUCAAGUCAUCAACUGUAUUUUUGUACUGGGAUUAACAAAAGAUAAAAUAUUGAU
Messenger RNA from Castor canadensis (American beaver), 1352 nucleotides. RefSeq names its product thioredoxin domain containing 12 (gene Txndc12). The record is from RefSeq and is a predicted model, not a curated record. NCBI's taxonomy places the organism in Eukaryota, Metazoa, Chordata, Mammalia, Rodentia, Castoridae. Gene Ontology annotation, cellular component: endoplasmic reticulum.